Molecule: messenger RNA, 1617 nt
Organism: Tripterygium wilfordii
Lineage: Eukaryota; Viridiplantae; Streptophyta; Magnoliopsida; Celastrales; Celastraceae
Product: dnaJ protein ERDJ3B-like
Exons: 10
Coding region: 254-1291 (345 amino acids)
Biological process (GO): protein folding
Source: RefSeq, a predicted model, not a curated record
CGUUGCAAAAACGGACACACCGGUCAAGUCUUUGUAACUUUGCUGUUGCCUACGGUUGUCAAUUUGUCAUCGUGUUUAACACUCCACGAGCAGAAGAAAACCAGAGAGGAAGCUGAGAUAGCAGAGAAAUUAUCAGUGAUCUCUCACAUUUUCGCCCGUCGGAAACCCUACAUCUCACAAUUUUUCAAACAUACAGAUUGUCGGUAACCCUAGAUUUAUUUCGGAUUUGGAUAGAUCCAACCUCUGCUCCUCUAUGGCGCAUCGAAGAGCGAAGCUCUGUUUCUUCUUAUGCGCUCUAUUAUACGCUCUUACCGUCUCGGCAGGGAAGAGCUAUUACGAUAUAUUGCAAGUGCCAAAGGGUGCCUCGGACGAGCAGAUCAAGAGAGCUUAUAGAAAGCUUGCAUUGAAGUACCAUCCUGACAAGAACCCGGGCAAUGAAGAGGCCAACAAGAAAUUCGCCGAGAUUAACAAUGCAUAUGAGGUGUUAUCGGAUGGCGAGAAGAGGAGUAUAUACGACAGAUAUGGGGAAGAGGGGCUGAAGCAGCAUGCGGCAAGUGGUGGCAGAGGUGGAGGAGGAAUGAACAUUAACGAUAUAUUUUCACAGUUCUUUGGUGGGGGUUCAACGGAAGAGGAGGAGGAGAGAACUGCGAAGGGCGAUGAUGUAAUUGUUGACUUAGAUGCGACAUUGGAAGAUCUAUACAUGGGAGGUACAAUGAAGGUUUGGAGGGAGAAAAAUGUUAUAAAGCCUGCCCCUGGGAAGAGACGCUGCAAUUGCAGAAAUGAGGUCCAUCACCGACAAAUUGGUCCUGGGAUGUUCCAACAGUUCACUGAACAGGUUUGCGAGGAAUGCCAAAAUGUCAAAUAUGUAAGGGAGGGAUACUUUGUCACAGUUGAUAUUGAGAAAGGGAUGCAAGAUGGGCAGGAGGUGGUGUUCUAUGAUGAUGGUGAGCCUAUAAUAGAUGGAGAGCCAGGAGAUUUGAGGUUCCGCGUUUGGACCGCGCCCCAUGAUACCUUCAGAAGGGAAGGCAAUGACUUGCACACGACCGUCACCAUUACCCUAGUUCAAGCUCUUGUUGGUUUUGAGAAGACUACCAAACACCUUGAUGAGCAUUUAGUGGAUAUUGGCACAAAGGGAAUUACCAAGCCCAAGGAAGUGAGAAAGUUCAAAGCGGAAGGGAUGCCACUUCAUUUUAGCAAUAAGAAAGGAGAUCUGUACGUCACCUUUGAGGUUCUAUUCCCGACAUCAUUAACAGAGGAACAGAAGGCAAAGAUUAAAGAAGUUCUUGGCUAGAGUACAGUAUUAGACUUUCUUUUCCCCUGGGGUACUAAGGCUUCCCCUAGUAAAAUGACGAGGUUCCAUACAAAAUCGAUCAAGUCUUCCAGGUUUUCUUUUUUACAUGUCUCAAUUAUUAACAGAGUAGCUGAGAUAUAUUGCUUUUAGUCCUCUCAUGUUUCAACUGUUCUGUGCCGUGAAGGCCCUAAUUUUUACAUUAUUUUUGUCCCCAGUAAGCUCUGUAAUAGCUAAUCAAAAGAACUGAAUUUAACUCAUUGGUUUCGUAUUUUGUUUAUGCUUGGUUUGCCUCCGAAAUCUGAAAUACAAUGAUUUCCAUUCCAACU